This is a messenger RNA of Grosmannia clavigera kw1407, 756 nucleotides long. Its product is annotated as snare domain containing protein. The record is from RefSeq and is a predicted model, not a curated record. Bases 1 to 756 code for a protein of 251 amino acids. NCBI's taxonomy places the organism in Eukaryota, Fungi, Ascomycota, Sordariomycetes, Ophiostomatales, Ophiostomataceae. Gene Ontology annotation, biological process: intracellular protein transport; Golgi to vacuole transport; vesicle fusion. The transcript is spliced from 2 exons. Gene Ontology annotation, cellular component: endomembrane system; membrane; SNARE complex. Gene Ontology annotation, molecular function: SNARE binding; SNAP receptor activity.
AUGUCUUUCGAUCAGCUGUCAUCGGUCGAGGCCGGCCGUCACCGCGGUGGUGGCGCGGGCGGUGCGUACUCGGACGACCCGUCGUUCCAGCGGCUGACGCAGGACCUGAACAACAAGCUGUUCAAGCUGCAGGGCUUCAUCGCCAAUCUGGGCCGCGAUAUUGGUCAUCUGGGCACGCGGCAGGACAAUGCGCGGGUGCGCGAGCGGGUCAACGACAUGAUGGACCAGAAGCUCUCGCGCGAAUUCCAGUCCGCCCUGUCCGACUUCCAGGGCCUGCAGCGGCAGGCGCUCGAGAAGGAGAAGGCGUCGGUGUCGGCAGCACGGCUGGCGGCCGAGGAGGGCGGAGCCGCCACGACCGGCGAGGAUGGCCAGCUCCUGCCGGGCGGCCAGCAGACGCAGCUGCAGCUGCAGCAGCAGCAGGAACAGGAGCUCGCCCGGCUGGCGUCGCAGGACGAGGUGGACUUCCAGGAGGCACUCAUUAUCGAGCGCGAGGAGGAGAUCCGCAACAUCGAGCAGGGCGUCGGCGACCUCAACGUGCUCUUCACGCAGGUCGCCACCAUGGUGCACGAGCAGGGCGAGCAGAUCGACAACAUCGCCGACAACGUCGAGAACGUGCGGGUUGACACGCGCGGCGCUGACCAGGAGCUCCGCUCUGCUGCUCGCUACCAGCGCAAUGCCCGCAGCAAGGCCUGCUGCCUCAUGCUCGUGCUCGCUAUCAUCCUCACCGUCGUCGUCCUGGCCAUCUCUCUCGGCUGA